Arachis stenosperma is the source of this 861-nucleotide messenger RNA. RefSeq lists its product as uncharacterized. The transcript has 3 exons. The record is from RefSeq and is a predicted model, not a curated record. Gene Ontology annotation, molecular function: nucleic acid binding; zinc ion binding. Bases 1 to 861 code for a protein of 286 amino acids. Lineage: Eukaryota; Viridiplantae; Streptophyta; Magnoliopsida; Fabales; Fabaceae.
AUGUCGACUCACGGACGCGGACGCGGGCGAGGGAGAGGUAGGAUAGGCACCGUUACUCCUGGUUCGGCAGGGAAUGAUCCAGUAGAUUUCAUGGCUGCCCUGGGAAAUAUGGCUGCGGCUAUGCAGGCGACAGCCGAUGCACUAGGUAAUAAGAUAAACCAGGGUAAUCACGGGAACAAUAAUGAUGAGGACGGUCCCAUGACACUUGCUACAUUUCUGAAAGUUCACCCUCCGACCUUCCGGAGAACCUCAAAUUCCACUGAUGCAGACAAUUGGAUUCAGGCUAUGGAACGGGCACUGCAGGCUCAACAGCCAGGUGGCGCUGUGAUUCCUUGGGAAGUUUUCCGAACAGAGUUCUAUAAGAAAUACUUUCCUAAUUCAGACAAAAAUGCCAAGGAACUUGAAUUAAUGCAGUUAAAGCAGGGACAGAUGACUGUUACUGAGUAUACUAGCAGAGUGUUUUCUGAAUUGGUGAAUAAGAGUAGGGUGGCUGAGGAUUAUCUGAGGAAGGCGACAUCGGAUAAGGGUGAUCAGCGAGUUUUUGUUAGGAAAGAUCAGGGAAGGAACUUCGCCCCUAGAGGACAAGAUUUUAAGCGAGGCGGUUAUACCCCACAACUAUAUUUGGGUCAGAAUAACUUUCAGAGAUUCAGUAAUAACAACAGCCAGGGAAAAGGCAAAGGAAAGCAAGCUCAGACCCCACCGAAUGAUUUAACUUGUAGGAGGUGUGGAAAGUACCACCCGAAUACUCCGUGCAGGGCUGGUUUAGGUGUAUGCUAUUACUGUGGUGAAGCUGGGCAUUUGUCUUGGAAUUGUCCAGAAAAGAAGAAGAAUCAAGAAGCUGGAAAGGCACAACAUCAGUGA